AUGGCUGUCCAUGUUCCAGGUCUGGUAAUGAUGGUCGUCUUCUACCUGCUCGUGUUGGGAAUCGGCAUUUGGGCAUCUUUAAAAUCGAAGAAGAUGGAGAAAAACACACUCCGUGGACAAAUGGAAGUUUCUUUUUUGGCUAAUCGGAGGGUCAGCUUGGCAGUGGGAGUUUUCACAAUGACGGCUACAUGGGUGGGAGGUGCUUUCAUCAUUGGAGUUGCAGAGACGGUUUAUGACCCCACAAAGGGACUAGUCUGGGCUCUUAUUCCUCUGCAAAUGUCAAUUUCAUUUAUUAUUGGUGGACUGUUUUUCGCAAAACCAAUGCGGGACCAAAACUGCAUCACGAUGAUGGAUCCAUUUCAGAGAAAGUACGGCAAAACACUGACUGGGCUUCUUGCAGUUGUUCCAAUUAUCAGUGAACUGAUGUGGGUUCCUGUCACACUGAUUUCUCUCGGGGUCACUGUAAGCGUCUUUUCGGAGCUGCCUUUAAGUCUUUGCAUCUGGAUCUCUGCUGCAGUGGCGGUCGUCUACACUGUCCUCGGAGGUCUCUAUUCAGUAGCUUUCACUGAUGUCGUCCAGCUAUCGCUGGUGUUUUGUAGCUUGUGGCUGUGUGCUCCCUUUGUUUUGGCGAGUGACGUUUACACUGACAUCACUCAAACAGCAUUCAACCGCACGUAUCAGGCUCCCUGGCUGGGCCACCUCAAGUCUGAUGAAGUGUGGAGAUGGAUUGAUAAUUUCCUC
Messenger RNA from Plectropomus leopardus (leopard coralgrouper), 741 nucleotides. The record is from RefSeq and is a predicted model, not a curated record. Lineage: Eukaryota; Metazoa; Chordata; Actinopteri; Perciformes; Serranidae.